Molecule: messenger RNA, 3598 nt
Organism: Sander lucioperca (pikeperch)
Lineage: Eukaryota; Metazoa; Chordata; Actinopteri; Perciformes; Percidae
Gene: ift81
Product: intraflagellar transport 81 homolog
Exons: 18
Coding region: 481-2508 (675 amino acids)
Biological process (GO): intraciliary transport; cilium assembly
Cellular component (GO): centrosome; cilium; intraciliary transport particle B
Molecular function (GO): tubulin binding
Source: RefSeq, a predicted model, not a curated record
AGCAUUUUUUCGACCAUAAAGCACAUGCUGCCGAGUUUUCAUCGACUUUUGUACUCUUCUGUUUGUUGAACUAAGCGAAAAGCACCUUGCGCACAUUUAGCGCAACAAAACCCUCUUAAUCACACUGUCAAAGCUACUUCCUGUUAGCAACCAAUCCGCGACGCCGUUCGUGGUUUCCAUGGGGCUGUUGACAACCGACAACUGCUGCCCUUUCUGUUUGCUAGCUAGCUAACUAGCAAGUUGAAGAAUUAACAAGGCGAACUAACUCUAUUGGAAACUUGUCUUUAUCAAUUGUGAAUAGUUGUUUGCCACCGUCACCAGUGAGUCGGGUGGAUUGAUUUUUAAAGGUUUAUUUGCAGGUUGGUUUGCCUGUUAGUCGACGUCAGAGAGAGCUAACGUUAGUUAGCUAGCGGCUAAUCAGAAAAGACGAGGACUCGUUAAUUUAGCUAGCUACUGCAAGCAAGUUUGGUAUCGUUCAAAAUGAGCGAACAGCUUAAAUUCAUCGUUGAACAGCUCAACAAGGACCCAUUCAGGAAAAACUUUAACCUCAUCACGUUUGACUCCCUCGAACCGAUGCAGCUGCUGCAGAUUCUGAAUGAUGUUCUGGCUGAAAUAGACCCAAAGCAAGCUAUAGAUAUCCGUGAAGAAAUGCCUGAACAAACCAUAAAGAGAAUGUGUGCUCUGCUGGGGAUGCUGAAAUACAAACCUCCUGGCAACCUCUCUGAUGUGAGCAGCUUCAGACAGGGCUUGGUGAGUGGCAGUAAGCCCGUGGUCCACCCUAUCCUCCACUGGCUGCUGCAGAGGCUCCCUGAGCUGAAGAAAAGGGCUUAUCUGGCUCGUUUUCUGGUCAAACUGGAGGUGCCUGCGGAGUUUCUGCAGGAUGAUGUUAUCAAUGACACCUUUCACCAGUACGAGGAGCUGGUGGAAGGUUUCAAGACGUAUCACAAGGAGUGUGAGCUGCUGAGGACUUCAGGCUUCUCCACAGCAGAAAUCAGAAGGGACAUCAGUGCGAUGGAGGAAGAGAAAGACCAACUAAUCAAACGUGUGGAGAGGCUAAAGAAGAAGGUGGAGUCCGUGUCCAACCAUCAGCGGAUGCUGGAACAGGCCAGACAGCUGCGAGUGGAGAAGGAAAGAGAGGAGUCGCUGACUCACCAGAAGCAAGAACAGAAGAACCAACUGUUCCAGGCCGAGCAGAGACUGCAGCGAUCGCAGCAGCAGUUGAAGGAUGUACAGCAGGCGGCAGCAGACGCCGACCCAGAGAGCUUAAUGAAGAGGCUUGAAGAGGAGAUCAAGAUCAACUCCUACAUGGUCUCAGAGAAACUCCCCAAAGAGCUGGAUGGUAUGCGGCGGACAGUGCAGUACCUGCAGAAAAUAGCAUCAGAGCCCGCCAUGGGCCAGGCCGAUCUCCAGGAGCUGGAGGACCAGAUUAAAGAAGUGGAUUCUCAGAUAAACCAGCUGAUUGAGAAGAGGAUGAUGAGAAGUGACCCCAUGGAUGACAAACUGACCCUUUACAGACAACAGGCCUCCAUCAUCAUUCGAAGGAAGGAGUCAAAGGCGGAGGAGCUUCAGGAAGCGAGGGAGAAGCUUGCUGCAGUCAAGAGGGGGCUAAGGCAGAGGAGCAGCCAGGCAUCCACAGAUGGGGGGGAGGACAUCCGGGGGGAUGAGCUGAAACGUUUGGUGGUGAAAUUGCGCAGCAAGGGAACAGUAUAUAAGAAGAAACGCCAGGAAAUUGCUGAGCUGAAAGCAGAAUAUGGAGUCCUGCAACGAACCGAGGAGAUUCUCAGGCAGAGACAUGAGACCGUCCAACAGAAACUGCAAACUAUGGAAGCUGAGAAGGGCAUCUCUGGUUACAGUAACACUCAGGAGGAACUGGAGAGGGUGUCGGCCAUCAAGAGCGAACUGGACGAGAUGAAGGGCCGCACACUGGAUGACAUGUCUGAAAUGGUGAAGAAAUUAAACUCUACGAUAGUGGAGAAGAAGUCAGCUCUAGCACCCAUUAUAAAAGAACUGAGGUCACUGAGAGAGCAGUGUCAGGAGCUAAACCAGGAAUAUGAGGAAAAGAAGGCGCAAUAUGAAACUUGUACUGCUGGUUUGGAGAGCAACAGAUCUAAAUUGGAGCAGGAGGUGAAAGCAUUGACAGAGGAGACAGCACAGGAGGAAAACCGAUAUCAUUAUAUCAACUCCAUGUCCGAGAUCAUUGAGAUGCAAAUACAGCGGGCGGCUGAAGAGAUGAAGGCCUAUGUGUCCUCUGAUCCACAAGAGAAGAAGAAGGCCAUCAGGGAAGUUUACCUGAAGAACAUUUCAGAACAGGAGUUACUUGGCAAGAAGUUACGUGAGAAGCAGAAGAUGGUGAGGGAGAGCCACAGCGGCAACAUGGAGCAGAUGAUGAUGUGGCGUGAUCUGGAGCAGCUGAUGGAGUGCAAGAGGCAGUGCUUCAUAAGAGCUCAGAGCCAGGCAUCUAUUGGUCAGGUCAUCCAGGAGGGAGGAGAGGAUAGGCUGGUGCUGUGAGGACCUGUAGGCAGGGUCAACUAUAGGUACCCACAGGUCCAACUUAAUAUUCUAUAUCUUCCUGUAACAUGCCUAAAUCUUUUUACAAUAUAGUUGUUACUGUACACCAGGGGUGUCAAACUCAAUUUCACAAAGGGCCACACUGGAAAAUGGGAAUCACAUCAAGAGCUAGACAUGUAUAGUUUAUUGACUAUUGCUUUUAUUUAAUCGAAAAAGUAUUAAAAGUAAAAAUAUUUUUUGUUGGUCAGUUUGGUCCACAUAAAGCCCUAAAAAGUCAGCAAAAAAGUUCCUUAGCCAUCAUAGAAUUUAGCGAAUCAAGCAAAACUAUGCAUUCUGAUUACAUUUUUAAAACCAGGCUACCACACAGCCGACUCACAACUGUGUUUCACAGGCCUGAAUAUGAAAACUCUGGUUGUGUGGCAAUUUCUGAGUCUCAAAUCGGCAAAUCUGCCAAAUUCUGCUUUGAGUGACGCAUAAUUGCAGUUUGAAAACCCGUUUCCCGUCUUUUUGGUUUGGCACACAACUAGGCAGGCCAAAAUUUAUAGUAAACCUAAAUUGAUAUACGGGCCGGAUCAAAUCUUGUGAGGGGCUGCACACUAUAACCCAAUGUUUGUUUCAUUGUUCAUGGGGUUCAUCUUUAAUUACGUCUUGUCUGUUACACACUGCCAGUCGUGUUUAACUUGAUACUUUAUCUUGUGUAAGCACCACAUAUCUUGUUGAUGACACCGUUUGAGAUCCUUUGAGAAUCCACAACUUAAGGAACACAUGUAUUGGGAGGUGUUGCAGGACUCGGUUUUUUUUAACUUUCUCUGGCCCCUGGAGAUUCCAUUUUACUAAGUCUUUAAGAAUAUGCUUUCAAUCAAAGUGUCUGAAGAUAACAGCAUACAAAGUGGUGCACUUGGGAUGUGGCCGCGGUCAACUAUUUUUGGCAUUGACUACCAUGACCUUGGACAGGGUGUCUUGCCAAUUUUGGAAUUCACAGGGACCUCCAUUGCUAUGGACAGUGCAGAUGAAAUGAUAAUAUUGUUCUGCUUGUUUUUAUUUUAUAUUAUAACAUACACUAUUAUUCUAUAAUAGAUCCUUAUUUCAA